Papaver somniferum (opium poppy) is the source of this 2359-nucleotide messenger RNA. RefSeq names its product pentatricopeptide repeat-containing protein At1g02150-like. The record is from RefSeq and is a predicted model, not a curated record. Lineage: Eukaryota; Viridiplantae; Streptophyta; Magnoliopsida; Ranunculales; Papaveraceae. Gene Ontology annotation, cellular component: mitochondrion. Gene Ontology annotation, molecular function: protein binding. The coding region runs from base 1 to 1656 and encodes 551 amino acids. The transcript is spliced from 4 exons.
AUGAGGACUCGGAUGAAUUCUAUCCAACUAAGUCAAGAACAUGGUGAACAAGUUGAAGAGAGCCAAGAUGAUGAUGAACUAGGCGAAAGCAUGCAAGAUGAUGCUCAACGAGGUCAUGGAAAUGAAAGACCUGCUAUACUUGAACUCAUACUUCUUUACUUUCGUGAGGUACAACUAUUUAUUGUAGUUGGUGUGAUAGGGGAUUGGUUUGAACGGUGUAUAUACAAUGGUACUGUUGAUUAUGAACGUCAAAACACACCACGCAAAUGGAGUGCUUUGUACAGAAAGAUAUCUAUGAUGGAAAAUCCUUCUGUUAUUGGUGCGUCUACUGUUUUGAACCGAUGGGAAGAAGAAGGGAAAAAACUUACUAAAUGGGAACUUUCUCGUGUUAUCAAGGAAUUGAGAAAGUAUCGAAGAUUUUCACUUGCUCUCGGGGUAUACGAAUGGAUUCAUGAACAAGGAGAUAGAUUUCGAGUUUCCACCAGUGACACUGCAAUUCAAUUGGAUCUAAUAUCUAAAGUCCAUGGAGUAUUAAGUGCCGAAGAAUACUUUUUGAAACUUCCUGAUACUGCGAAGGACAAUCACACAUAUGGAGCUCUUCUCAAUGCUUAUGUACAAGCUAAAAUGAAGGAGAAAGCUGAAUCCUUAAUUGUUGAUAUGAGAGACAAAGGUUACGCCAUGCAUUCACUUCCUUUUAACGUGAUGAUGACUCUUUAUAUGAAACUCAAAGAAUACGAAAAAGUCAUUGAGAUGAUAACAGAAAUGUUGGAGAAGAAUAUAAAAAUGGAUAUAUAUUCGUACAACAUUUGGGUAACUACAUGUGGAUCUAUGGGAUCUGUAGAGAAAAUGGAAGAAGUUCUUCAGCGGAUGAAACUCGAUAGUUCAAUCUACCCUAACUGGACUACGUACAGCACGAUGGCUACAAUGUACAUGAAUAUGGGGCUAACUGAGAAAGCCAGAGAUUGUUUGAAGAAAGUUGAGAGUAGAAUCACAGCUCGUGAUCGGAUCCCGUAUCACUAUCUCCUCAGCCUCUACGGUAGCUUGGGUAGUAAAGAAGAGGUUUACCGAAUAUGGAAAGCUUACAAAUCAAACUUCCCUAGCAUUUGGAACUUGGGAUACCAUGCAAUGAUAGCUUCGCUAGUGAGAUUAGAUGACAUUGAAGGAGCACAAAGGAUUUUUGACGAAUGGCUUUCUGCUAGGUCAACAUAUGAUCCCAGAGUUAGUAACCUUAUCAUGGGCUGGUAUGUUAAGAACGGAUUGCUGGAUGAAGCCGAGGCUUUUCUUGAAAAUGUAUUUGAAGUAGGAGGUAAAGUAAACUCAAACACUUGGGAGAUUCUUGCGGAAGGUUACAUUGCGAAGCAGCAAAUUUCUGAGGCUCUAACUUGUGUGAAAGAAGCCGUAUCAGCUGAAGGAGCGGUUCACUGGAAGCCGAAGCCUGCAAAUAUCUCCACUUUACUUGCGCUCUGCGAUGAAGAAUCUGACCUGGAAAACAAGGAGGUUUUGUUUGAAGUAAUGAAACAAAUAGGUUGUCUGGACAAUGGUAAGAUAACUGGUGAGACUGAAUCUGGUUCUAGUCUGUCUUCGGAUAGAAGUUAUGUAGACGAUGAUGAUACUGAAUCGAAUUUGCUUCUCAGCCAAAUCCCGGAAACUUUGUGAUACCACUGUAACCUUGGUCCAAGCUUGCCAUUUUUUGCCUCUAUUUUCACUUGAAAGCACACAGGUGGGCUCCACCAGAUGAAGGGUUUAUGUUGGUGCUUUUGUGUUCUUGAUUAUGAGGCAGGAAUGGAUCACAGAUAAAUAAUAAAUCUAUGGGUAUUUUUAUAUGUUUCAAAGAAGCUUUUCGCAGCAGUGUCAGAGCAGUUAUUUUGAUUAGGUUCCAUGAAAUUGCAUGCAAGCAACUGCAAAGACGACAAAGUGAGGACAUUUCUCUAACCAUGUGCAAGCUGAUGGAAUGAGCUUUACUGCGACUGCGAGAGUGUGUAAAAGAUCUCAUUUGCUCAUGUGAGUAGGACCCACUUUUCCUUUUUUGGACCAAUGUCGCCUAUCUAUCUUCUCAUUAUCUUAGAAGUUUCAUUUCGUCUGCAUACAGAAUUUUAAAUUCAUUGUUUGCGUCUCUGAUGUUAGGUUCCAAGUCUACUGCUGAAAAUAUAGAAAAAUGGAAGCACCAUCUUACUGUACCUCUGCUGUUUUAAGGAUUUUGUUUAUUCUGCUCAAUAAACAAAAUGCUUUUAUUCUCGUGUAAAAAUCUCAUGAUAGAGUCCGGAGCUUGGUCGACUCUGUGAAGAAUCUUAUUUCUUGGUCGACCUGUGAUAGUGUCUUAUGUCUGCCUCAAAGCUUUAUUUUUCACAUGAAAGAUUCA